AUGAGCCGCGCAGAAGCAUCUGCACUGGCCAAAGCUGCCGGCGCGAAGGUAUCAGGAUCCGUGUCUGCGUACACCGAUGUGGUCGUCGCUGGCCCAGACGCGGUGGCAACUGCCAAGGUGACUGCUGCCAAGGCGAACGGCAAGAAGAUCUACACAGAGGCACAGUUCAAGAAGGCACUCGGCAAACCCAUGGCAAAGGCCAAGGCUACCGCCAAAGCUAAGGCCAAGGCCACAGCCAAAGCUAAGGACAAGGUCAAGCCGACGAUUCUCAAGGGUAAGGCCACGAAGAGUGGCAAGCUGGCUGGCAGGGCAAUCUGCAUGACCGGUGCGGUUUCAGAGACACGGAAACAGAUGACGGACCUCAUCAAGAGUCAUGGUGGAGAAGUGACCAGCUCUCUGACCAAGAAGUCCACACAUCUCCUUUGUGUGAACAGUGGUGCUAUGUCCAGCAAGUAUCAGAAAGCAAUCGAUCAAGGUGUCGUGAUCAUCCGCGAGAGACAGCUGCGGCAGAUGAUUGGAGAGUUGAAGCCUGAUCGUGGCAAUGUCUGCCUUGCUGCAGGGCAUAAGAUGAAGUGGGGGGUCAGCCCAGAGUAUGAUAGCUUUGUGUGCAAUCUGUGUGCUAAAGCCGAUUCUGGUCCUCGAUGGUACUGUGGAGCAUGUCAUGAUGACAUCUGCGGCACGUGCCGAAAGAGGAAGUAG
Messenger RNA from Symbiodinium sp. CCMP2456, 699 nucleotides. The record is from the annotation of a GenBank genome assembly. NCBI's taxonomy places the organism in Eukaryota, Dinophyceae, Suessiales, Symbiodiniaceae.